AUGCCAAAGCCCUUCUUCUUCACAGGCUGCUUCUGGGAUCAGGGACAUCUGUACCAGGCUGACCAGAGCUUCUCUGCAGAUGGACUGCCCUGCCUCAAUUGGCAGGAAUUGCAAAGCCAGGGGACAGAGACUCUCACCACUGGGGCGGUCCCAGGCCGGACAACCAUCUGGGAGAACCACAGCUACUGCCGGAACCCUGACGCGGACGCAGCCGGGCCCUGGUGCUACGUGAGCGGCUCCUCGGGAGCCCUCGAGAAGCGGCGCUGCCAGCCUGUCCCGUGCGCAGGGACCCCCACUCAGGAAACGUUGCCCCUCACCACUGACGCAGAGGCAUCUCAGGAAAGCCCCGGAGCCGAUGGGGAAGUCUUCGAGGUCGCAGACUCUCUGCCCCCUAACAGUGAGUCAGCAGCCGUGCAACCAGUGAUUGGGGUCAGCCAGAGAGUGAGGAUGUCAGAGAAGAAAGACCUUGGGAUGAUAGGCUACGUGCUGGGAAUCACCAUGACGGUGAUCAUCAUUGCCAUUGGCGCUGGCAUUGUCCUGGGCUAUGUCUACAAGAGGGGGAAGGACUUCAAAGAGCAUCGUGAACAGAAAACCUAUGAGCGGGAGAUGCAGCGUAUCACCUUGCCCUUGUCUGCCUUUACAAACCCUGCGUGUGAGAUCGUGGAUGAGAAAACCAUUGUGAUUCACACCCACCGGACUCCUGGGGAGGACACAAAGGAUGGCAGUGCCCCCCUCAUGGGCCAGGCUGGCACGCCUGGCGCCUGAGCUGGUGGCCAGUGGGUAGGAAUCUACACUGACACUGACCUUCCCAAGUAGGGAAUGGCCCUCGUCUUCUGUCACAGUGUUUUUUGGGUGAAUUCCAGAGACAAAGGACUAGGGGGAGCCCCGCUUCUCUGGUAGGGCCAUCCCUUGGGGCGGGACUUUGCCCACGGAGAUGACUGUAGCAACAGCUGUAGGGGUGCUGUCUGCAGGGACUUCCCACAGAACUCAAAUGGGGGACAGGGUGGCCUUUGUCCUAGCCCCACUUACUCCCUUUGUGCUCUAGAAUUCCACAUGGCCUUGGCUUCCUCCCUGUCCUUGCCUGGAGAGGUGUGAAUGGCACAUACAGACUGUUACCUUGUAUUUCAGGAAAAACGAGAGCUUCAUUUGCAUCAGGGUCAGUUGGUGAGUUGGGGCCUCUCAGCUGUGUUUGUGGUCCCUCAAGGCUGAGUGCUAGAAACGGAGGGGGGGCCAGGUCUGUUUCAGGGUAACUGCAGCCCAGGGCCAAUACUCUUCCGAGCCCAAAUGAAAAGGAAGAGAAGAAAUGUACUGAACGUUCCAUGUAGACUGAGGCCUGAGCCAGGUACCUUAGGCCAACACAGGUAGUCAGAGCUAGAAGCUCUGGACUGAGAGAUGGCAGGAAACAAUGACAAUAUUUUAGGAUUCACAAUUGUCCAAGGAACCAGAAAUGUUGUCCGUAAUUCCAUUGCUGGAUCCUUUAAAUGUCCCCAGGAGGACAAGCAGAUGGGGGCUUACACAGCAGGGUUCUUUGGGGCUCGCCAAACUGUGCCCCUCCCCAGCCUCUGAAAGUCCCUGACUGCACAGGACGGUGGCAGAGGCAGGCUCGCUCCCACAGGGUCAGGGUCUCCAAUCCCUCCUCCAAGUCUUUCACUGCUCCUCAUAAGGCCUUAGGAGGAAGGGAGGGACUUCACCAAACCCGCACCUUCUCCCCACCCCCAAAAUCCAAGUGGCUCGGUGUGUGAGUACGUGUGUGAGUACGUGUGUGUGUGUGUGUGUGUGUGUGUGUGUGUGUGAAUGCACCAGCCCUGGAGUGGUGGGCAGCUCCCGUGGAAGAGCUGACCUUGCCAUCCACCUGCCUGGCUUGCAUGUGCGCUGCACACCACAGACACCGCUGGGUUAGUGGUUCUGACUUUUUUUUUAACCAUUUCUGUGUGUUUUAUAUACCUCAUUCUAACACCCGCACACUGUAGGCAGGAAGCCACUCUGGUUUCAACUUGGUAAAAACACAUUAAACAGGACAAAACUCA
Messenger RNA from Vombatus ursinus (common wombat), 2027 nucleotides. It is a transcript of the gene PIK3IP1, whose product is annotated as phosphoinositide-3-kinase interacting protein 1. The record is from RefSeq and is a predicted model, not a curated record. The coding region runs from base 1 to 765 and encodes 254 amino acids. The transcript has 5 exons. NCBI's taxonomy places the organism in Eukaryota, Metazoa, Chordata, Mammalia, Diprotodontia, Vombatidae.